Emericellopsis cladophorae is the source of this 357-nucleotide messenger RNA. RefSeq lists its product as uncharacterized. The transcript has 3 exons. Lineage: Eukaryota; Fungi; Ascomycota; Sordariomycetes; Hypocreales; Bionectriaceae. The coding region runs from base 1 to 357 and encodes 118 amino acids. The record is from RefSeq and is a predicted model, not a curated record.
AUGGCUGCUCGCAAAGGACCUUUCAAGCUGGUCACCGUCAACACGGCGCCCGAGCGCGCCAAGCGCCUCAUUGGACGCCUCAUUGAGGUGCUCGAGGACGACUAUGAUAUUGAGCACGUCGACAACUGCGAGAACAUUGGUGAGGUUGUGCCCAAGGUGACCAAGCACCGCCCCGACGUACUGUUCUCCGCCUCAAUGUGGUCGGAGGAAGAGGCUGCCAAGAUCCGCAGCCUGGCACAGUCCGUGGUCCCCGACAUUAAGACACACGCAAUCCCCCAGGGACUGCAGGUAGAGAGGGGGCCGGAAGCUGUUGUCGAAUACCUGGUGGAAAAGGUCCCCGCCCUGCUGGACUCAUAG